AUGUUAUUUUCGUUUUUUUGUCAAAGGAUAAAGCCAAUUAAGACUGCGCCAUUUAUCAGCACUUCAGGACAUAAGACAAUUAAUGUAGGCCCUAUUCAACAAUUUACCUUCCUAAAAGCACAUCAGUUGGCUUAUUCAACAAAAGCUAAUGAGGAAAAGCAAGAAAAUGUAAAAGAUGAAUCCAAGGUGUCAGAGAUAUACGGCGCCGAAAUUGAUAAUCAACUAGAGAUAAAUACUUCUCUGUACCAAACCUCCCCUUUAAUAAACACCGAACUUCUUUACGUAUUCGUUGAUAAUUCUAAUGUUUUUAAUGAAGGAAAAUAUGCAAUUGCCGAACUUGAGAAAUUGGACACACGUGAUAACAAAAGGCAUUCUCUAUGUUUUAAUCAGUUCCAUAUCGAUCAUGGUAAACUUCUUGCAACGAUUCAAGGUGAUC
This is a messenger RNA of Dentiscutata erythropus, 436 nucleotides long. The record is from the annotation of a GenBank genome assembly. Lineage: Eukaryota; Fungi; Glomeromycota; Glomeromycetes; Diversisporales; Gigasporaceae.